Messenger RNA from Ruditapes philippinarum (Manila clam), 752 nucleotides. RefSeq names its product bystin-like. The record is from RefSeq and is a predicted model, not a curated record. The coding region runs from base 28 to 375 and encodes 115 amino acids. The transcript is spliced from 5 exons. Lineage: Eukaryota; Metazoa; Mollusca; Bivalvia; Venerida; Veneridae.
UUCCGGGUUCCGCCACGCGAAAAGAAAAUGGGAAAAGUUAAAAAAGCAAAAAUGACCCGACCUGGUGGGCUUUCUCUUGCAGAUCAGGUAUUGGAUGACAACAAUGUAAAACAAUCUAGCAGAACAAAGAUCAGAAGAAAGGAAGAAAAAGAUGACGAGUAUGUAGAUGAUAAACUGUCAAGAAAGAUUUUGGAUCAAGCAAGAAAACAGCAAGAAGAGUUAGAAGAGGAACAUGGGGCAACCAGCACCGCAGCAAAGAAGCCUCAACAAAUACAGUUGGGCAGGGCUAGACUUAAGGGGGUGGAGUCAGAUGAGGAGGAAUCUUAUGAGGAGGAGGAGCAUGAAGAAUUUUAUGAACAGAUUCGGAAGGUGUAGAGAAAACUAAUGGUGUCUAUACUGAGCCAGGAGAAGACAAGUGCGAUUGUAUAGAUGGAGGAUUAAAAAGUAGAAAGGGUGAUCAGGAACCAAAAUGUACACCAGAUCCUUGUAAAGUGCCGCUUGAUUUUGACAAACAUCUGUCAAUAUCUGACAGAACACAUGCAAGUCUCUCUGGAGGUUCUAUUGUUAAAGUUGGGGACAUUGUUUACUUCAAUUGUUCAACGACGGAUUAUGACACACAGGAACCUGUUAAUAGAAGAUUCAUCUGUAGAAACAGUCAGUGGAUUGAGAAUGAACAAGAUCUAUCAUGGACCUUCGGAAAUAAUGGCACUUUUCCGAUAUGCAGAAAGGGUAAACAUAUUCCUUGAUUAGAC